Papilio xuthus (Asian swallowtail) is the source of this 529-nucleotide messenger RNA. RefSeq lists its product as uncharacterized. The coding region runs from base 23 to 529 and encodes 168 amino acids. The record is from RefSeq and is a predicted model, not a curated record. The transcript is spliced from 4 exons. NCBI's taxonomy places the organism in Eukaryota, Metazoa, Arthropoda, Insecta, Lepidoptera, Papilionidae.
AUUGGAAUUAGUUGUGUUCAUUAUGAAAGUGUUUUCUGCGGUGAUGUGUACGGUUCUAAUGUUUUUUAUUUUUGAUACAGUAAAGGGCGAUGUGGUCAGUUUCUUCACUGCAAUACCAACGGAAAUUGGGAACGCAUUCAGUAAUGCCUGGGAUAGGAUCAGCGAAACAAUAAGAAGACCUGUGCGCAUAAAAAGAUUAGGGAGAGGUGGAAGACGUAAAACGACAUCAAAAGUCACACCACUGGAAACUACAACAACACCAGAAAUUAGAGUCACAAGAGCGUAUUUCCUAAGCUCAAGGAACCCUAAUUUCUUGAACCAUGCGAUACCUGUAAUACCGAAACCAAGCUGGCAUUCAUUAUUCCAUAGAAUGGGAUUUCCAGAAGAUUUUAUAAAUUCAAAAGAAAAUGUUGAGGUUGCAGGCUGUGGUUCAAAACAAUGCAAUACAUACGGCGGUGUGGUACAUAAGACAAAGGUUGGAUCUGACGGUUACGACAGUGCUAUUUACAGAAUUUUGUUCUUUGUUUAA